UCGAGAAACAAAAACAAAAGGCGCAGUGCCAGCGAAUAAACAAAUAAUAAGUCAUUAUGCACGUGUAUUACAAAUUUGGAUUACUGCUAAUAUUCUUGCUUAGCGUAAGCAUUAGCCACACAAAUGCAGCUCCAGCGGGCAGCGAGGAGGCCAAGUUAAUGCCCAACACCGAUGACGAUUAUAACUAUAGUGAUGAUGACUACAGUGAUGAAACGACAGACAAGGAAGUGCCAGAGACGGCAGAAAAUAGACUGAUGCCAGAAUUAUCCUCCUCAUCGACCACAACUACAUUUCGACCAAUAUUUAAUAUACCACGACGCAGCAACCAUGUCCUGGAGCCCAGUUGUCCGCGCAACUGCCUUUGCCUGGAGGACUUCAAGUACGUUCAGUGCACAAAUGCCCAUUUAACCCAUGUCCCCCUGGAUUUGCCCAAAACGGCGGCUAUUAUUGAUUUGAGCCACAAUGUGAUUGCCGAACUGAGACCCGAGGAUUUUGCCAAUCUUUCAAGAGCGGUGGAAAUCACUCUUAACCACAAUUUGAUCAGUCACAUAGACAAGGAGGUUUUCCAAGGCUCGGAACGUUUACAGCGACUGAGAUUAGCCAACAAUCGCCUAACCAAAAUUGAUCCCGAUACAUUUUCGGCCGCCAAGGAGCUGAUACAACUGGAUUUGAGCAAUAACACGAUUAUCCAAAGACUGGACGGCUCGUUCUUGAACCAACCGGAUUUAGUAGAAUUUAGUUGUGCCAACUGCAGCUGGACGGAAUUACCGGAGCGGACGUUCGAGAAUAUGAGUUCCUUGCAAGUACUUCGCCUGAACAACAACGAUUUCAAACAGCAAAUCAAUACGAGAGCUUUCACGCCGCUAAAAAAUUUAAUUAAACUGAAGCUGCCGGAGCUGGACCAGCCCAACAUCGAGGAGCUGUGCAACUUGCUCAAGUCCAUUGAUAACAUCAGCUUCCGCCACUUUGAUGUCAGCUGCUACGAGCUUGUGCUGGGCACCUCCUUCAACGAGAGUCUGAUUACGGUCACGGAUCCGCCGUUCAACCGGAUUACAGGUCUGCCCACACUAGCCACCAGCACAGCGGAGCCAGCCACCGGAACUCCAGCACCGCCACGAACUGCAAAUCGCAAUCGGGGCAAAAUGGCCAACAACGGCACAGAUGUGGUCAAGGCCGGAAUCUUGAGUUCGGUGACCGAGAGCAACAGCGGGGUCAGCGUGGAGACAUCCACCGAGAAGGAGAAGCCCUACCAAGUGCCCAUUUCUCAGGAGGCCAUCAACACAUUGCUUAUCUGCAUCAUGGCUUUGGCCGUGAUUGGUAUUGUUAUUGGCCUCAUUUGCCGCAAGGAUAUUGGCGGCAUCAAAACCAAAUGCUGCCGCACUAGCAAACCAAAGGAGCCAAAGGAUCAGGUCCAUCCCACUGAGGAGAUACCAUUAAAUAAGCUAGCCUAAGAGAACUUUCCAAAAAACGAAGACGAAAAACAAGAAUCCUAUCCUCCAGUUUUGAGAACAAACCAAUUCCAUGUUGACGGCAUUUUUGCUAGAUUAUAAUUAGAUCUAAUUGGAUAAUUAGUUAACUACUUCACUGACAUCAUA
This is a messenger RNA of Drosophila serrata, 1595 nucleotides long. RefSeq lists its product as uncharacterized. The record is from RefSeq and is a predicted model, not a curated record. Gene Ontology annotation, molecular function: protein binding. NCBI's taxonomy places the organism in Eukaryota, Metazoa, Arthropoda, Insecta, Diptera, Drosophilidae.